CCUAAUCAUUACAGCUUCUCGUCAAAUAUGAAGUCCUCUACCUCUGCCAUCGCCGCCGCUGCCGUUGUUUUAUAUGCUGCUUCCGCCCAAGCUGCUGAUGCUUCUGAUGUUUCCUUCUUAACAGCCUUUGUAGGUGACUUCAAGGCUCAUCCCAAAGAUUACCUCAACUUCUUACAAACCGCAAGUUUUCCACCAGAAGUCACUUCUUUGGCUGCCCAAGUAGGCACCUAUACUGAUCAAUCAUACACAACCUUGUUGGACGAUCCAAAUGUGAAUGUGUCUGAGUUGAAGGAUUUCGCUACAGAAUUGCCAUGGUACACCAGAAUAGAAGCUGAAGUCGGUACUGCUGCUAAGACUUCUGCUGCAGAGACCAGCAAGGAAACCAGUGCUCACUCAGAAACUUCUGGAGCCACAACUACGAGACUGACCAGCACUGCUGAACUGUCUACUUCUGCAACUUCUACUAGUACUGAAAAUGCUGGUAACGUUGCCAAAAUUGCUCCUGUUGGUGCUGCCUUGGGUCUUGCUGUUCUUGCCAUGUUCUAAGCAGAUUAUUAAUAGCUCAUAGUCCACGAGCUGAACUUGUGUAGUAAUUGUUUAAGCUCCACGCUUUUUACGCUUGUCUAAGCAGAUGGCAUAGCCACAAACGAACCUCCAAGAUGAUUACGACCCCAAAAUGUUACUAGCCCUGGCAAUCAGGUGCACCCCCUUCAUCACCUGAUACCCCACUCGUCAUAAAACACAUUUAUUUAACUUUUCAAAUAUAUCUGUACAUUAUAAAUCUCAUUGUUCUCAUAUUUGUUCU
Messenger RNA from Scheffersomyces stipitis CBS 6054, 805 nucleotides. RefSeq names its product putative lipase (gene RBR2). Lineage: Eukaryota; Fungi; Ascomycota; Pichiomycetes; Serinales; Debaryomycetaceae. The coding region runs from base 28 to 546 and encodes 172 amino acids. The record is from RefSeq and is a predicted model, not a curated record. The transcript has a single exon.